Suillus subaureus is the source of this 1170-nucleotide messenger RNA. RefSeq lists its product as uncharacterized. The transcript is spliced from 6 exons. NCBI's taxonomy places the organism in Eukaryota, Fungi, Basidiomycota, Agaricomycetes, Boletales, Suillaceae. The record is from RefSeq and is a predicted model, not a curated record. Gene Ontology annotation, molecular function: oxidoreductase activity, acting on the CH-OH group of donors, NAD or NADP as acceptor. The coding region runs from base 1 to 1170 and encodes 389 amino acids.
AUGAGCAAAAAGGGCAAUAAAACGCAGCAACCAGAGACUAGCUACGCAGAACGUGAUAUCGUGCUAGCCAAAGUACGCGGCUUUCCCCCGUGGCCAGGCAUGGUCGUAAACCCUGACACAGUCCCCUCCCUUGUGUCGAAGGAGCGCCCAGCAGGCAAGAAGACUACGUUCCACUGUGUCAGGUUCUUCCCCGCAGGCGACUAUGCCUGGCUUGUGUCGAAGGAUAUCUCCAAGUUAAAGCAACAUGAGAUCGAAGCAUACAUCAACGAACCUCACAAGAAAUCUGGCGACCUUCUGACAGGCUAUCGGAUUGCACUGGACCCGUUGAAAUGGGAAAAGGAACGUGAAAAUGCAGACUUGGCAGCGGUAGAGCAGGAAGACAAUGCUCCAGUUGAUCAGCUUGACAGCGACAAUGAGGACGAUGAGACAAAAAAAUCAGCCAAAUCCAAGAAACGAAAGCGGGAAUCUGAGGCGCCUCCCCCCAAGGCCAAGGCCAAAUCCAAGGCCAAAGGCGAGAAAAAGGUUCCCUUAUCUAGAGGGAAGAAGAAUGGCACCAAGUCGAAGGAAAUGGUUGAGUCAGAAGACGACGGUGAGCCAGAAGCCGAAGCUGAAGAGGACGAGGAGGCAGGAUCGAGUGCUAAGGCAGCCCCUCCCCCAUCUAAGAAGCCCAAGCGGGAAAAGGAGGACGAUGUCGAUCCUGCCCUGGAAGGGGAUAGCGAAGCUAAGAAAGUUCGAGAAUGGAGACACAGAUUGCAGAAGUCCCUUCUGGGGAGCAAAGGGUUGCCUCCAGUUGAUGAGAUGCCUGCUCUUGAUCAACUUUUUUCCACUAUCGAGAAUUAUAACCAUCCCAAUCUCAUACUAUACCUCUCAUUUUCCAAAAUCGGUAAGGUCAUGCGUCACAUUGCUGCUUUAUCCACGGAUAAGGUUCCCCGCGACGACGAAUUCAAGUUCCGGACACGAGCGAAGUCAAUGGUCGAUAAAUGGCACGCUAUUCUCGGCGCUAGCAAAGGAAAUGAGAAUAUGGUUGAAGGCGUUGUCAACGGUGCACCGGCAGAUGCGAACGCUGCUACAGAGCAGAAAGUCGAUAUUACGCAGACGUCUCCAGUGGAGAACGGGCCUUCCACUGCUGUGGAGACAUCGUUGGGUGAUGUUACGAUGACAGAAGCAUGA